Messenger RNA from Boleophthalmus pectinirostris (great blue-spotted mudskipper), 1491 nucleotides. RefSeq names its product myosin light chain kinase, smooth muscle-like. Gene Ontology annotation, biological process: protein phosphorylation. The annotation marks the transcript as partial. The transcript has 8 exons. The record is from RefSeq and is a predicted model, not a curated record. Lineage: Eukaryota; Metazoa; Chordata; Actinopteri; Gobiiformes; Gobiidae. Gene Ontology annotation, molecular function: ATP binding; protein kinase activity.
UGGGAAGUUUGGCCAAGUUUACAGGAUGACCCACAAAGAAACUGGUGAUAUUUGUGCUGGAAAAUUUUACCGUGCCCGAACCUCAAAAGACAAAGCUGCUGCCUUGAAAGAAAUCGAACUCAUGAACUGCCUUCAUCAUCCCAAACUGGUCCAGUGCUUGGCCGCUUAUGACACUCGCCCUGAGAUAGUUAUGGUCAUGGAGUAUAUUCCAGGUGGUGAGCUCUUUGCACGAAUUGUUGAUGACAACUUUGAGCACACGGAGCCGACCUGUGCACGCUACAUGCAGCAGAUCUUGGAAGGAAUGCAGUACGUCCAUAAGCAGAAUAUUGUUCAUCUGGAUCUCAAACCUGAAAACAUCGUCUGUGUGGACACUACCGGCACAAACAUUAAGAUAAUUGACUUCGGGCUGGCCAGCAAACUAGAAGCCGACAAACCUCUCCUGGUGAUGCAUGGGACGCCGGAGUUUGUGGCCCCAGAGGUGAUCAGUUAUGAACCCGUGAGUUUGGAGACGGACAUGUGGAGCAUUGGAGUCAUCUGCUUUGUUCUGCUCAGUGGAGAGUCCCCCUUUCAGGGCAACAACGACGCUGAGACUUUUGCUUUUGUCACUGCGGCGAAAUUUGAGUUUGACGAGGAGAGUUUUGAAGACAUCUCUGACGAAGCAAAGGAUUUCAUUUCAUCAUUGCUAAAGAAAGAUCCAACAGACAGAUUGUCCUGUACUGACGCUUUGGCUCACCCCUGGAUGGCCUCUUUCACCCCACUGUUGCGGAGACCAACCAAAUCUUUAAAUAAGACAAAAAUGCGGCGCUUCUUGGCCAAACGAAAAUGGCGGAAAGCUGGCAAGGCUGUCCUGGCCCUGAAGCGAAUGGCUAACCUCUCCAACAGGCCUGACUCCCCUGGCAGCUCCUCAGAGGAGCCAGGCUGGAGCCAAGAGGCAGAGGAGGCCAUCCGCUCUUUGGAUAAGCAGCUCCAGUGCGAACCGCGUUUUCACCAGACUCUGAAAGACACAACUCUGCCCAAAGGAGCCACGGCUGAGCUCAAGUGCCUCAUCAAUGGUUAUCCAGAGCUGCAGGUGAAAUGGCUUCAGAAUGAGAAGGAGGUCCUGGAGUCGUCUCGAGUGAGAAAGGAAAUAAACAAAAAUGGAGUUUGUUCUUUGGUUGUGAGUGAUGUGAAACCCUCUGACUCUGGAGUGUAUGUGUGCAGAGCCAGCAACAAGCUCGGAGAGGCCAUGUGCUCGGCCAAACUGACUGUAACCCACUGAACGAAAUUUCACAAAGCUAUAUUAGAAGUUUAACAUAUUUUGUAUAUUAAUGUGUGGUUUUUGUAUAUUAAAGAGUGGUUUCAGUACUAAAGCUAUGAAUGUACAGAUUAACUAUUAUUAAACUCACUCAUUGAGGUCAACAACAUUUACAAGUAUUUGCACUAGAAUAUUUUAAAUAAACACAGAAAAAGAAUCAUUUUUAAUGAUUUUGGUAUUAAGUUUGGUGUGUAAGU